AGUUCCGACUGCCUCACUUUUGCCAGUGAUAAUGUAGCACCGCUUCACCGGCUGGCUUUUUGUUGUAACGUGUAACACUAACAGAGUGAAAGGCGUUGCAACGAAUCUAACCUAACUAAAAUUAAAAAGCUAUCAAGCAGCUUCACGACACCGGCUAUACAAUUUAAAACAUGGCUGUCAACACAGGCACCUCCCUCGUGCUCUCCAGCUUAUUGUCAGUACUGGUGUUUGCGGGCAUGCAGAUGUUCAGUCGACAGCUGGGUUCCUCUGAGUGGUUGACCAUCCUGGGCGGGUUCCUGGGCUCUGUCCUGUUCAUCUGUUCCCUGACUGCCUUCAACAAUCUGGAGAACCUUAUUUUUGGGAAGGGGUUCCAGGCCAAGAUUUUCCCAGAAAUCGCGCUGUGCCUGUGCAUUUCUCUCUUUGCCUCUGGGCUGGUGCAUCGCGUGUGUGUCACGACCUGCUUGAUUUUCUCUCUCUUCGCACUGUACUACAUAAAUAAAGUCUCCGCUGCUCUUUAUCAAGCUUCGGUUCCCGCAACAACUCCAGCCAAAACUGCCAGCAAGGGGAAGAGGAAGAAUUAAGAGCAACCAGCCAAUCUAGUCUCCAUAGCUGUCAUCCUCAUCCAAUCACAGUAAAUACAGCCAAGUGGAGCAUUCACAAUGACUUUUCUUGAUUUUCUUCUCUUUUUUUUUAAAACAUUCCACAAAUCACCUGUUUGUCCACUCCCUAUGUCUAACCCCUCUGAUACCCUUCUAGUCCUUUACACACAGUCCCUUCAUCAGAAAGCGAUUUGUCCAUGAAAAUGUGAUUAAAUGGGUUUGAUAUAAAAA
Molecule: messenger RNA, 830 nt
Organism: Anguilla rostrata (American eel)
Lineage: Eukaryota; Metazoa; Chordata; Actinopteri; Anguilliformes; Anguillidae
Gene: krtcap2
Product: keratinocyte associated protein 2
Exons: 5
Coding region: 171-581 (136 amino acids)
Source: RefSeq, a predicted model, not a curated record